Messenger RNA from Carya illinoinensis, 2757 nucleotides. RefSeq names its product protein SICKLE-like. Bases 1593 to 2651 code for a protein of 352 amino acids. The record is from RefSeq and is a predicted model, not a curated record. NCBI's taxonomy places the organism in Eukaryota, Viridiplantae, Streptophyta, Magnoliopsida, Fagales, Juglandaceae. The transcript is spliced from 2 exons. Gene Ontology annotation, biological process: mRNA splicing, via spliceosome; miRNA processing.
UCUUCAGCAACGGUUCCACAAGGGGGUGAAUCACUCCAUUUAUGCUAUACGGAUGCACGGGUGCUACCCAUACGUGCUUCAGCUAUAAACGGCGAGAUCCAGCACAGCCGUAGCCAACUCAAGCUUAAUAUUAGCUCCGAGCUUCAAGGUUUGCUAAUUGCCAAAAGAACUCCCAUCUUCAUCCGCGGAUUUUCCAGCUUUCCGCUUACAAUUCCAUAUUUCCUGUUUCUAUAGUUCGAAUCCGUGCGAAUUAAUCGUGAUUUCACCAAUCCUUAUGGUUUCACCUGUCGCUUAGCUGUUUAACACAGUUGUAUUUAGUUUGAAUUUCUGCUGGCGAAAAAUUGGAUCAGUCUUUAAGGUUUCUUCAUGCAACCUGUGGUGGUUUUUUGUGUGUGUUUGAAAUGAUUGAAUUGGGUUUUCUUUAGGGUUCUUAUAGGUAGCUUCGUUACCCAUAUGCAAGUAUGUUGAAGUUUAUGUUAUUUUACUUCUGUGUCAACUUCUUUGCUUGUCGUUUCCUUGUGACAAGUGCGUUAACCACUUAAACCUUUAAAAAAUGUUUUUUUGAUAAUCGUUAGAUCGCUUAUAUUCCAGAUAGAAAACUAAGGUCCUAUGCACUACGCAAUGCGAAUACAUAUAAAAAGGAAUUUAGUGUUUGCCCCUAAUGUUAUGAUUUUUAUCCAGUUCGUUGGAGGUUUGAUAUUGACGGUAUUUACAAAUAUGAUACCUCAAUUUUCCGAUAUCCACAAUAGAUCAGUCUUUGACAAUCUGCAGUAUUUAUGGAAUUCAUGGGUUUGGGUUUGGAAAUAUUUCAUGACUUCUGAUGUAGCAUUUGUUUUGUAUGACUCCGUGAUACCAAUAAGAUGCUUUUAUGGGUUCAUCCCUUCUAUUGUUGCAUAUGGAACAUUUGUAUUUAAGAACUGAGAGGUCGUAGCGCUAGCAAAACAAAUUUACCACGCAUGGACAACACCCACCCCCUACCUGCCCUUCUUCUUUCUUUAUUUUGCUUGGCCAAUUCCAAACUAAAGAUCUCUCCCCCAACCCACCUCUAUAGGUAGGCCCAUAGGGCUUUAAGUGAAGCAUAUGUGUUAAACCAUGCUUUCUACGUCAUAAACUUGGAUAUCAGUUUCUCUUUUCCAGAUUUAUCCAUUCCAAUAAGUUUGAGUUUUUGUAAGUGUGCAACUGUCAGACAAGCAAGGGAUUUGUUAGAAACAAUAAGAGAGUAAAACAAAAAGUAGAAUCAAUCACACACGACACAAGAUUUACAUGGUUCAGUAACAUGCCUACGUCCAUGAAGCUGCGAAGGACUUUAUUUAGAUGAAGAUCAAAGAUACAAUACAGUGGUUGUACAAGGAUUUAAUACAAUAUAUAGUAAAUCCUAAUUAGCAGGUUGGGUUGGAUUACGAGUCAAAAAACGGGUCGAAAAAUUUUUCCAGGGACAAUGGCCCAAGCCUCAUUGGAAAUCUACUAAAAACCGCAAAUGAAUCUUUGUCGGGUCAAGCCAUCAAACUGGGCUGCACAUAAACAGAGCUAGGCUCGAUACGAAGAAGAUUAAUAGGGAUGAAUUGUGACCGCUAUUGUGAUUGCCAGGUUAAAUGGAGGAAUCGGCAAAAAGAAGAGUAAGAUUGAAAGCAAUGCGUAUGCAAGCUGAUGAGGCUGAAGUUCCUACAAUUCGUAUGCAAGCUGAUCAGGCUGAAGUUCCUAAUAAUGCUCAAAGAUCUGGAAUGCCUGGUUGCCUCUCCAAUCCAUUGGUUGAAACUGCAACUACGGAAGUGUGGGAGUCAUACGCUCCAAGAUUUGAUUUUUACACGGACCCAAUGUCAGCAUUCUCUGAUAGCAGGAAGAGCAGCAAAGCUGGUAAUCAGAUCGGACCAGAUUGUUUCUCUUCUCAAAGUAAUAAUGGUCCUCCUAUGUCACGGUUCUCACCUUCUCUUCCGGUUUUCAUUCGGUUUGAUAUAGCAGGACCAAGGAAUACAUCUCUUGCUCAUCAAAAUCAGAGUAAUUGGUCACCGAACCAGAUAAUGUAUCAACCACAAGGUAUGGCCAGUCCUCAUCAAAGCCCAGUAGGAACGGCCAGUCCUUUUUCUAUGCAUCCACAAACUCCUGAAUUCUGGAAUGGAUCCACCGGCCCAACUAGCUAUAGUUCUUCAUCUAAUCCAUCUAGAGGCGGCCAUCUUCCAAGCCCUGGCUUUGGACCAAGAGGUAGCCCUUAUUCAAAAACCGGGCAAGGCAGGGGUUAUUGGGCCAGCCACAGUCCAAGCCCUGGUUCACCUCGCCCCACUUCUGGAAGAGGUGGGAGUCGCUGGUAUGGCAGCAGCAGGAGCCCUGGUUUGGGACAAAGUAGUGGACAAGGGCGGGGUUCUCAUGCUCGUUUCUCGGCACCAGGCCGACCGCUGGGUCCAGAGCAGUUUUACUACGAGUCCAUGUUGGAAGACCCAUGGAAGUUUUCGAAACCUGUUAUGUGGCAGAGCAUGCAUGCUUCUGGGAAUUACUUGAACACACCUGACUCGUCCAGGAAUUGGACUACAAAAUCUCACAGCACAAAAAAAGCGAGAGCUUCAGAAGCUUUAAAUAAGUCAAGUAAUCAACCAAGCUUAGCGGAGUACUUGGCUGCUUCGUUUAAAGAAGCUGUUGAUGACGGAGCAAGUACAUGACAGUUGCUUUGGCGAGCCUUUUGCUACGCUUGGUAUACUAAAAGAAAUAUUUAAAAUCUCUUUUUUAUGUAAAACAGAUCUAAUAAAUAUAUCACGUUUAGCUGUA